Messenger RNA from Ipomoea triloba (trilobed morning glory), 1444 nucleotides. RefSeq lists its product as uncharacterized. NCBI's taxonomy places the organism in Eukaryota, Viridiplantae, Streptophyta, Magnoliopsida, Solanales, Convolvulaceae. The coding region runs from base 187 to 1413 and encodes 408 amino acids. The record is from RefSeq and is a predicted model, not a curated record. The transcript is spliced from 6 exons.
AAACGAAUUCGAAUGCGAUCGUAUUGGUAGUGGUGGUUUACGGCCGUCGACGGUGGAUUGCCGGUGGUUCUGCUGCCUCUGUGACUCUGUUUUUCUGCUUCCGAAGCGCAGCGGUUGCGCGAGGAUCGAAUCGAAUCGAAUUGAUUGAUUCAAACAAAAAAAAAAAUCGAAAAGCGAACGGAAAGGAUGGCGUGCAGGCGUAGACACGGGAUCACGAGGUCAGCCACAUUCAAGGAAGAGAUUUACCGGCCAUCACCUAUGGACGAUGACGACGGCGACGGCGAGUCGUUCUCCUCCGCGUCGCAGUCGCUGGCCGCUCAGGCCAUUAGAGCCUCCAAUCAGGGAGGUCCUACCUAUGACUAUACAUCGAUGAAGAGUACAAAUGAAGCAGGCGGUUUUUGGGGUGUUCUAGCUAGGAAAGCUAAAGCGAUUCUAGAUGAUGAUAACAUGUCCAGGCACUUUGAAGCUCCAACCGUCAGUCCUCCGAAAGCCAGCCAGACUUCCCAAUACCAUGAUCACCAUCAGCCAUUUCAACCCUCUGAUGGUAGAAAAAUGGAGAAUCCUGCAAUUCGUAAGGGUUUGGAUGCACUCGCAUCUUCACUUAACCAAUUUGGUGGUAGCCUUGGAACUGCUUUUGAGGAGGGACGUCAUAUUUUUGAGAACAAGACUGCAGACAUAAUUCAAGAAACACAAAAAAUGCAGAUCAGGAGAAAGGGGUCCAAUCUCGAUGAGGAAAAUCAGGUCUAUGGUGUACGUAGCCAGUUGCAGCAAGUUUCAGCACACCCAACUCAUCACAUGCAGAUACAAACUAAUACAGAAGAUCAACUCAAGGCAUCUCGCGACGUGGCAAUGGCAACAGCAGCCAAAGCUAAACUUCUUGUGAGAGAACUGAAAACUGUUAAAGCAGAUCUGACAUUUGCAAAACAACGGUGCUCCCAAUUGGAAGAUGAAAAUAGGAUCCUUCGAGAGGCUCGUGAAAAGGGAGGCAACCCUGCAGAUGAUGACAUGAUACGCCUUCAACUUGAAACCUUGCUAGCUGAGAAGGCUCGGUUAGCAAACGAGAAUGCUGUGUAUGCUCGGGAGAAUCACUUCUUGAGAGAAAUUGUUGAAUACCACCAACUCACAAUGCAAGAUGUUGUGUAUUUGGAUGAAGGCAUUGAAGAGGUGACAGAAGUUUACCCCAUUCCAGGAGUCUCGAGGGGGCUGUCUAGUUCCCCGCCAUCGCCUGCAUCCCCACGGUCACUACCUGAUACUUCAUCACUAUCGACAGCCUUCUCUGUGACCAAGUACCCAAUAAGGAGAAGCUCUUCUGUGUCCAAGUUUCCGGUUCCACUUUCACCGCAAGUAGUAACAGAUGUUCCCAAGCUUGAAGCCCCACCAAUUUUCAAAGCCGAAGCUUCCAAGAAAAAAUAACUAACUUAUACCCUCUCCCUUUUUAUUUGUU